Molecule: messenger RNA, 864 nt
Organism: Polistes canadensis
Lineage: Eukaryota; Metazoa; Arthropoda; Insecta; Hymenoptera; Vespidae
Biological process (GO): DNA integration
Molecular function (GO): nucleic acid binding
Source: RefSeq, a predicted model, not a curated record
CUGACCACAUACUACUAGAGAAUAUGAACAUCAUAGCACGAACAGACGAAGAAUUAGGUGAUCUCACACACUACCUAUUGCAAUACGACUUUAAAAUUAUAUACGUCCCGAAGAAAGAUAAUGCAGAAGCGGACUGCUUAAGUAGAAACCCCGUGCUAGAUGCAGAUAUAGAAGAAAAUGAAGACAUGUUAAAAACGGUAAAUUGUAUUGAGAUUGAUGAAAUAAAAUUAGAUCAGAUAAAUAAUGCGUUAUUACAGAACAAGAAAGAAAAACUAAUAGAAAAAAAUGGAAUAUAUUAUAGGAAAAUAAGGAAGAAAGAGAAAAUAAUAUUAUCAGAGAAAUUCAGUAUUGAAUUCAUUAAGAAAAUGCACAAAGAAUGGGGCCACACAGUGAUGAUACAAACGAAAAUAAAAAUAAGCCCGUAUUAUACUGCUAAAAAUUCAGAGGAAAAUAUAAAAAAAAUAUGCAGAGAAUGUGAUAUAUGCGUUAAAAAWAAAUCAAGGGGACAAGGUAAAUUUGGAUUGAUGUCACAAUUAGGACCAGCGACUAAAGCCUUCGAAAUUGUGUCCAUAGAUACAAUAGGGGGAUUUAGAGGCACUCGAUCAACAAAAAAAUACAUACAUUUACUUGUCGACCAUUUCACAAGAUAUGCAUUUAUUUUAACAUCGAAGACCCAGAAUGCUAAUGACUUUAUAAAACUAGUCGAAAGUGUGCUACAAAUAGAUAAGAUCGAAACAAUACUAACAGACCAAUACCCCGGUUUACCACUAGGAGGAUAUAUAAGACGAAGAGUAGUAAUAUUAGUGACUAGUUACCAAAGUUCGUUACAAAGAGAUAUACUCAGAAUAAUAGAAUAAUAAAAAU